This is a messenger RNA of Xiphias gladius (swordfish), 3593 nucleotides long. Its product is annotated as sphingosine 1-phosphate receptor 3. Gene Ontology annotation, molecular function: sphingosine-1-phosphate receptor activity. The coding region runs from base 356 to 1501 and encodes 381 amino acids. The transcript has 2 exons. Gene Ontology annotation, cellular component: membrane. NCBI's taxonomy places the organism in Eukaryota, Metazoa, Chordata, Actinopteri, Istiophoriformes, Xiphiidae. Gene Ontology annotation, biological process: G protein-coupled receptor signaling pathway. The record is from RefSeq and is a predicted model, not a curated record.
CAGCGAAGGAUGAGGAGCUGCUCCCUGCCACGGAGCGACAGGGAGAAGGAAUUACAGAACCCGAAGCCGAUCUGGGAAAUACCGAGAACCGACCGCUCGGAAAUGAAACGGGUGCCCCUCGGCGCGGGUCCGACUCCCAAGUGAACCUGAGCUGCGAGCAUCCCACGUUUCAGUGCAUCGCACAGACCCAGGAAUAGCUGUAUUGCUGGAUAACAUCAACAUCGGGGAGAAUAAAUUGGCUGCUUUCUGUGAUAACCCUCAGAUCUUCCCCUGCAGCUGAACACUGCGGCUCUGCUGACACUGGACUCCCCCUGCUCACUUCUGACAUCCAGUGUCAGCGGCCGGUGCUCUGAAGAUGAUCAACCCUCAGAUUUCCCUCCACUACAACUACACGGGAAAGCUGUGCCACCGUCCCAAUGGUAGCACGAGCCCUGGCACUUUGGACACCAAAACCAUUGUGUUCCUGAUCAUAUGCAGCUUCAUCGUGCUGGAGAACCUCACCGUGCUGGUCGCCAUAUGGAGAAACCACAGGUUCCACAACCGCAUGUACUACUUCAUCGGCAACCUGGCGCUGUGCGACCUGCUGGCUGGAGUCGCUUACCUGGUCAACCUGCUCCUGUCAGGAGAGAAGACCCUGCAGCUCUCGCCUGCUCUCUGGUUUGUCAGAGAGGGCAGCAUGUUUGUGGCGCUUGGUGCAUCGGUUUUCAGUCUCCUGGCGAUUGCUAUAGAGAGACACCUGACUAUGAUCAAAAUGAGGCCUUAUGACGCCAACAAGAACUACAGAGUGUUUCUGCUCAUAGGGACCUGCUGGCUGAUUGCCAUAUCUCUUGGAGCUUUGCCUAUUCUAGGCUGGAACUGCCUGGGCAACCUCCCAGAUUGCUCCACAGUUCUCCCUCUCUACACCAAGAAGUAUGUAGCCUUCUGUAUCACAGUUUUUAUGGUUUUGCUCUUAGCCAUGUCAAUCCUUUAUGCCCGAAUCUACAUCCUGGUCAAGUCCAGCAGCCGGAAGGUGAGCAAGCACAGCAACUCCGAGCAUGCGAUGUCCCUGCUGCGCACUGUCAUCAUUGUAGUCGGGGUCUUCAUCGCCUGCUGGACACCCAUCUUUGUCCUGCUCCUGGUGGAUGUGGCAUGUGAGCGGAACUGCCCCAUCCUCUACAAGGCUGACUGGUUCAUAGCAGUGGCUGUGCUCAACUCAGCCAUGAACCCCGUAAUUUACACUCUGGCCAGCCGGGAGAUGAGACGGGCCUUCCUGGGUCUGGUCUGUGGCAUUUGCUACAGGGGAAAGGCUUCUGUGAAUGGCAGUGGGAACAAGCAGUCUCUGGAGCCCAGCCGCAGCAGGAGCAAGUCGUGGAGCAGCCAGAACAACCCCAACCAGAGCCAGCAGGGCUCCAGGCAGGCAGAGCUGGAGAAGGAGCAGGAGAUGGACAUGGCCCAUGGCAAGGUCUCAGUGGUGGCAGGAGGGGCGGCCCAAACUGUCCUCGAGAGUGACAGAGAAAACUGAAAGAGGGGAGCAAGUAAUCUACAGUAAGAAGGUGAGGGUGGUCCUAAAAUACGCUCAUUGGCCUGUGCGGUGGUCACAGUGGACAGAAAUGAUGAUGAAAAGUGUUUUGACUGAUCUAGAAGAAAGGGAUUUCUUGACUGAAGUUCGGACUUCAGGCCUGGCUGCAGGGCAGCAGUUUCUCCUUUGUGCUUAAUGUUGAUAUAGCUGCAUCAUCCAUAAUCGGAAAGCUCAUUAAAAUGUUUGCACUUGACAUUGGCUUGAUGUAUGAAGCCAAUAUGUUCAAUGAUACAUUCAAUUUUUACUUUGUCAAGUACAGGUCAUAUUUCAUCACUCUUGCCUGACAACCAUGUAUCUCCAAAUUUGGUUAUUAUAUAUAGUUAACAGACAAAUCCAAUGUUGGUUGAGAAAAUAAACCAUUUAAAAAAACCUGAUGAAUUAUCUAAACACUUGCAGUGGGACAAAGCUUAAAAACAAAUCUUUUUUUUCCCCCCUGAGCUCAUGAGAAGCCGACGUUUUGGAGAUACGUGUUUUUUGGAGGACAGUGAUGAUAUGCGAGUGAACGGUGCUCUAACCCUUGACAGAAAAGAAAAAAAAACAUUUACCUCCGUGGUUACAGGUGUGACCACCCAAGAUAAAUAAGAAGUGAAAAGUCACCUGCCAUUAAUAGAAAGUGCAAUUAUAGUACUGCAAAAACAACGUAAUGAAGAAUGUUUGCAGACAAUUAUUAGUGUAAUGAUAAAAAAAUUGAAGUUAUUUAUUAUUCUAUGCAGUCUAUUCUGUAUGUUUGUAUUCACUAAUUCUACAGAAUACUGUGCAUUUACUGUAAUUAUAUUAGCAGGCUCAUGUCAGAGAAUGAAUGCAACUGAUGCAGUUCAUUCAACAGCAGUAGUUUUUAGCGACACCAGGGCUCCAUCUGCUGGUGGUGGUGGUGACGGUAGUCCUCCACGCUGAUCAGAUAUUUUCACGAUAUGCUGCAUGUUCAAUACAGAAUAUCUUCAAUCCCCGUCUUGGUAACAGAUUUUAAAAUUGUUACCACUGUGUCCCGUAUGUGGUGUUGUCUGAUUAUUCCGGGAGUGGAGAAGUUUUGUAUCAACUUCGAAAGCAUGAAGCUGGUACUCUGAGGAAACAAGUCGUGAGAGGCAUGUGAAUGCUGCAUGUGAACUAGAAAUACUUAACUAGAUGCAUUUGUUUAUAUGAUGCAAGAAUAUUAGGUUGGAAACGAGUGAAAAAAGAAAAAGAAAAAAAAAAGUAAACAUACUGCGUAAGGAUGAUUCACUUCGAACACCUUCAUGUGGCCAGUAGAGAGCACAGUUCGGCUUUGUUUCAUGCCUUGUGUCUUCCUCACACCCUUUAGAAAAGAAGUUAACAAGGGUUGGUUCACCCAAAAUAUAAAACAUAACACAUUUUUUCACUUAUUUGUAGCAGUUUAGAGAUAUCCAGAUAUCUGCAGCCAGAUUUCUGCCUCCACCCUAGAAGAAAAUUGUGGUUCUGGUGCACACAGCAUUAAAAAAACAUUUGGGAAAAUUCAGCUAAAACAUCCCUUGCCAGAAACAUAGUCCGUUAUUCGAGAUAAUUCAAAAUACGUCCCUGUGAACAGUUUUCAUCUGAACUUUUUGGAACAAAAGAAAAAGUCUGUAUUUAAACUUCUGAUAGUGUGUUCUAUGGAUUAUCUGGAAUAACAAGGACACUGUUUAUGGAUGUAUUUCUUAUAUUUAGUUUUCAAUGCUUUCAGUACAAUAAAAAAAAAAAAAAAAAUCAUCGGUUCACCUCUGUUCUACUAGGAUGGAAGCAGAAAUCUGGACAAAUUAAAAGGUAAAACUACGUGCAUUAGUCGAUACAAGGGAAGUAAAUGAAAAAACUUUUUUUUUUUUUAAAUAAUUUGGAUGAACAAACCCUUUUAAGAUUUUAGAAGACAUUGUGGUUACUGUGUCUAAAUUCUGCAUCAUAAAAUGUGUUACUGAUUAUUACAGAACAUACCAGAGAGGUUCUACACAUUCACGGUUUUAUUGCCAACAGUCAUACAGAAUAAUGAUAAACCCAUACAACCAAAAGAUUAAAUCUGUAAACAUCAUUUGGACUUGUUUCUUUGUUU